Molecule: messenger RNA, 1138 nt
Organism: Labrus mixtus (cuckoo wrasse)
Lineage: Eukaryota; Metazoa; Chordata; Actinopteri; Labriformes; Labridae
Product: regulator of G-protein signaling 5
Exons: 6
Coding region: 364-837 (157 amino acids)
Source: RefSeq, a predicted model, not a curated record
CUUCUCUGCCCUGCAGUUUAUUCUCUCCCCAGCUGCACCUGCUCCUCCAUCAUCACUUGUCAUAUCCAUUCAGGAAAAACCGGCCAAGGUUGUGUUCAUGACUUCCUUUAUGGACUCUUAAUGAUCCCUGACCAUACACACACAAACACAUUAGAGGCCCUCUCGCUUUAACUUGUCUAUUAUAUGUAAAGUCUCCCUUUGUGUUACCUGUUGACAAGCCUUGCAUGGCCUUUGGCACGUACACCUCCUCUCUCAUUCAGAUGUUCUCACCUUUUGUCAGCUGCGGUCUUCACACCUGCUGGUCAGAAAGGGAGAGAUGGACACAUCAGAAAGCAAACAGGUCUUCUCAAAGUAAAGGCAUCGAUGUGUAAGGGGCUCUCCUCAUGCCUGGAGAAGGCAAAGGAGAUGCGGGUGAAGUUAAGCCAUCUGGCUGAGCCACAUCACAAGCACAAGGUUCACGGUGGGAAAGCUCCCCAGGACCUGGAGACUCUGCUCAACAACAGAAGUGGUCUGCAGGUGUUUCGUGGGUUCCUUCGUUCAGAGUUCAGUGAGGAGAACCUGGAGUUUUGGUUGGCCUGUGAGGACUACAGGGUUUCUCCCCCACACCUGAAGAAGACCAAGGGCAGCAGCAUCUACAGCCAGUUCAUCAACCCUAACGCCCCGCAGGAGGUGAACUUGGAUGCUGAGACCCGGGAGGCUCUGCUGGGUGUGAUGGACUCUCUGGGUGCCGACACAUUUAACACAGCACAGCAGAGAAUCUACAAUUUGAUGGCCAAAGACUCCUUCCCCAGGUUCCUGCGCUCCAUUCAGUGCAUGGACACCAUACGAGCUAUCUGAAAGCAUGCUGAUUAUUACACUAGACCUGCUUAAGACACAAGUGCUUAUGUAUCUGUGCUGCUAGACAUGCUGAUUGUAUUUCAUGAGUUGUUUUAACCAGUGGCUUUUUUAGUGUGAUUGUAUUGUCUGUCCUUGUGCACUGUGAGCAUUAUGCAUGUUGUUUUUGUUCAGGCAGCUUGUAGUAGUUAACUAGACACAUGAAGAAGUCUCAUAGAAACAUCAUUAUAAAGCUUCACUGAAUCUCUGGAUUGAAUAAGCUACAUUUUACACAGGUAUUAAAUAAAUACCUCAUAUAAUAAAA